Mytilus californianus (California mussel) is the source of this 1245-nucleotide messenger RNA. RefSeq lists its product as uncharacterized. The transcript is spliced from 2 exons. Gene Ontology annotation, biological process: response to heat; protein refolding. Lineage: Eukaryota; Metazoa; Mollusca; Bivalvia; Mytilida; Mytilidae. The coding region runs from base 85 to 813 and encodes 242 amino acids. The record is from RefSeq and is a predicted model, not a curated record. Gene Ontology annotation, molecular function: protein folding chaperone.
AAGUCCCCAAAACGAUGUCUGAAAAAUACCGUGCACACCAUAAUAUUAGCUCCAGACUUUCAGCUAAGUACAAUAAGCAAAAAAAUGGCGUUCAUCCCAGUGCUUUGGAACCGCUUCAAUCAAAUGCAGCCUGAUUCUGAUGACAUGUUCCACUUUAUGGACGACUGGGAGCCUAUGUCCGUAGGCUUGGGAUAUGGCCGCCCCCUGACGAGUAGAAGACGCAGACCUGAGACUUCACUGGCGGAUAGAAAGUGGACCUACAGCGUGAAGAUUGGAGACUUCGAUGCACAGCAUGUCAAAGUGAAAGUUGAGGACGGUAAAGUACUUGUUCAUGCUAAGUACACAGAUGGUAAUAAUGAAUGGGGAGAUACUGUUGAACGAAAGCGGACAGUCAAGGUUCCCGAGAAUGUUGAUGCUGAAAAAAUUCACAGCUUCAUGAGAUCAGAUGGAACUCUGGUAUUGGAAGCCCCGUACCAUCAUCCAGAGGAGAGACAACUCCAAGUUGUCACAGUACCACAUGCAGGUGGUGCAUUAGUGUCAAGUGAUAGUCACAGCAACUUGAUGAAAUUCAGUGUUGAAAAUUUUCGACCAGAGGAGGUUAAAGUAUCUUGCAAAGAUGGAAUGUUGACAGCCCAAGGAGAACGAAAGAGGUCUGAAGAUGGUCUUGAAGUUCGUGAGUCGUUCUGGCGUCAGAUGACAGUUCCAAGGUCUGUGGAUGGAAAGAACAUUGAAUGCUUUAGAGAUGACGAAGGGAAUCUUACUAUCCGUGCACCAAUGGCUGAAGAUGUUGAAAUGGAACAAGCCAAAAAGUAAAUUCAGAUUGACUCUCAGUUUUACUUCUAUUUUGUCAUCUUCACAAUUCCAGGCUGAAGACUGGAAAUUGGAACUUAUACAUACUCUAAAUGUCAAUAUCAUUGUUUUUGAAAGGCAAAUAUGAAAACAUAGCAUAAUUUCUUGUUUGUACAAUUAUGAUAUAACUAUCAAAUCAUUCAAUUUUGUAUACAUUUAGUUUGCUUCAAAAAAGAGGAUUGAUUAUUAUUCUAUAUGAUAAUUUAGCUUUUUAACGUUAUUUGAAGCUAAUGAUGCAGAAAUCACAAUUCGCUUGUUUGACAAUCAUGUUAUAUAUAUAAUUGACUAAUUUGUUUAAUGUUGCAUAAUUUUUAGUUCACUUUAAAAAAGAGAACAAAUAUGAUAUUUUGUAUUUUUGUUGUUGUCAGUGAUAGACAUUAAAUAAUCGAAACAAUA